CCGUGGUGCAGCUGCUGCGUUCAAGUGGCGCACUGUCCCGUCUGGAAGCAGAGAGGGCGAAGUUUCAAUCUGCAUUGCAGCCUGCGCGCUGCUGCCGGGGUCCAACACAACAAUGGCGACUCCCAGUCCUAACAGCAACUCCACAGGCUCCAGCAACAGCAUCGUAGGAUCCACGUCUCACCAGUUCCACCAGCAGACACAGAGCAGCAGCAUGCAAGAAACCAACACCUGCUGGAGAUGUCAAAAUGAAACAGGGUUUCAGAUAAGCCUGUCUGGAGUGCCCCAAAGUAAACGCAAAGCUCUGAAGCUGAAUUUCGCCAACCCUCCAGUGAAACCAGCCUCCAGGCUCCCGCUUAAUCCAGCACCUCCCUCUUUCCAGAAUCCUCACAUAGAGCGUCUGCGGACACACAGUAUCGAGUCAUCAGGGAAGCUGAAGAUCUCCCCAGAGCAGCAUUGUGACUUCACUGCAGAGGAUCUGAGAGACCUUGGGGAGAUUGGUCGCGGGGCAUAUGGCUCCGUCAACAAGAUGGUCCACAAACCCACGGGCCAGAUCAUGGCUGUAAAGAGGAUUCGAUCCACUGUGGAUGAGAAGGAGCAGAAGCAGCUGCUGAUGGAUCUUGACGUGGUGAUGAGGAGUAGUGAUUGCCCCUACAUUGUUCAGUUCUACGGAGCCCUCUUCAGAGAGGGGGACUGUUGGAUUUGUAUGGAGCUCAUGUCUACCUCAUUAGACAAAUUCUACAAAUAUGUAUAUUGUGCAUUAGAUGACGUCAUUCCAGAGGAAAUAUUAGGCAAAAUAACAUUAGCUACCGUUAAAGCACUGAACCACUUAAAAGAAAACUUGAAAAUAAUUCACAGAGACAUCAAACCUUCCAACAUUCUAAUGGACCGAAAGGGUAAUAUCAAGCUGUGUGAUUUUGGCAUCAGUGGCCAGCUGGUAGAUUCCAUAGCCAAGACCAGAGAUGCAGGCUGCAGGCCUUACAUGGCGCCUGAAAGGAUAGACCCCAGUGCUUCCAGACAAGGGUAUGACGUCCGAUCUGAUGUGUGGAGCUUGGGAAUCACUCUGUAUGAGUUGGCUACAGGAAGGUUUCCUUACCCCAAGUGGAAUAGCGUUUUUGAUCAACUGACACAAGUGGUGAAAGGAGAGCCUCCUCAGCUCAGCAACUCCGAGGAGAGGCAGUUCUCCCCCAAGUUCAUCAACUUUGUUAAUCUUUGCCUUACUAAGGAUGAAUCAAAAAGGCCAAAGUACAAGGAGCUUCUGAAACACCCCUUCAUUCUGAUGUAUGAAGAGCGUUUUGUGGACGUCGCCACUUACGUGUGUCGCAUUCUCGAUCAGAUCCCUGCCUCUCCCAUCUCGCCGAUGUAUGUUGACUGACUGAGUUAGGGCGGGGCUGGGAGGUCGGAAGUUCACCCAACAAGCAGUGGGUGGGACACAGAGCUUUGUGGCGCAACGCUUAACAUCUUAGUCUUCAGAGUUAUGUAGGGUCACCUGUUUAUUCACAUGUUCCAAAGAACAAAGGAACUAAGUCCCAAUUGCCCGGUGCAAUGAGAUGAAUAUUACUUAGCAAACCUUUCCACCUUCCAUCACCUCAUUUUAGAACGUAAAAUAUCAUCUUCACCCACAAAACUUUGAAGACAUGGCAUUGUCUUAGUGAAAUAUAAUGCAUCUUUUCAUGUGAGGAAAAAGGAAUAGAGUAUACAUAUAUGGAAUAUAUAUACUUGAGCUCGUACACAAAUAGAGAAUCUACCAAAUAAAAUGUUGAACAGUGAUGCUCAUGACAUAUGAACAAAAAUAGCCACAUAAUGGAUUGUACAUUGUGGACUGUAUGUAUGCAUAUGUGUGUUCACCUCUGAACUGUUGACAUGCCAGCAGAUCUACUGUCUAAACAAACACACUCUUUUCACACAGUCUAUUGUGAGCACCUUCAUUCAUGGUAAAAGAAUGAGUAUGCAAAAGUGUUUCUCUCCGGAAAGCUCAUGGAUUCGGUAGUGUGGCUUUACUUAUUUGCUUUUCCUUCUUUUUUUUCCAAUAUGCAAUCUGUGAGAGUUUGUCUUGAUACAAGAGUGGGAUGACUGACAGUUCUCACAUCUAAUGCUGGCAUCAGUUUGUAUCUCGUCUGUUAUCAAUAUGUUUGAGUCACAUUGCCUAGCAUCUGGUUUCCUGAAAUGUAAUUCCUUCUGUUGGUCUGGCUGAAUUGCAGUCAACUCGUAGCUGUACGGCAUUGCAAACUGAAUUAUCUUGCAACUAGUAACUUGCUAAGAUAUCUCAGACUUUGACUAUGUGCCAGGUGUUUGUCAUUUACCAGUCAACACUACGUAUACACCAGAAGCCUGCUACCAAAGGUAUUCUGCACAGAUCUUUGCUAAAGAGAAAAAAAUGUUGCCAGCUUUGUACAACAGGAAAUUGUAGGUACCUUAUGUAAGAUAAUAACAGCAGGACACUUAACUACACCUAAUAUUGUAACUCCUAAACUUUUGCUUCUCUUCGUACAAAUCAAACAACAUUUGUCACCUCUAGCCAAUGGUAUGUCUAGAUUUGGUUGGAAAUAAGGUGGUAGGUUAAAAAUCUGUCACGGCACUGCACAUAAAAUAUUUUCAUCCAAAAGAACUGUCAGCACAGUUAGCUUGUGCUAAAGUCAGGGGUUUGCUUGCUAACGAGUCUUUGCUUAUAAAAACCAGCAAGCUGAGAGAAGUGUGUGCAAGAGAUCCACUGGAAUCAGAGCUAAGCCAGUCAUUGUAUUUUGCUAACCAACGAGGAAUGACAUAUAACGUAGCUUGUUUUGUACAACGCAAAUGAAAAAUAUGUAUGAAAAUAACAGUACUUUAAAAUAUCUGAUAAUAAAACUCAUUAACUUAUAAUUGACGUGCUGAUUGAAUGAGUUGUUUCACUUCUAGCUAUUGGUACAUCUCCAUUUAGUUGCAACUGACCAAGCAAGUUAAAUAUUUCUUUAAUUGUGAUGAAGAGUAAAGAUUUUGAUCCAAAUGAACAGUCAGCGUGGUCAGCACUAACUAAAAACCCUGCUAAGUAACUGUAUCCUCUAUAGAACUUUACCAAUGAAAAAAGGGCAGGAGCAGAUGAAUUGUUUUCUGUUACAUAUUAGCGUUUUGCUAACCGGACAGUGGAGGUAGAGUUACACAUGCACAUGUCCUUGUUUUGUACAGCAUGACAGUACAAAUUAGAAGACUUAAAAAUAUGUAAUAUUAAAACUUAAUAGGUGCUGGUUAACUUUGUUCAAAUUAAACAUGUCACUUCAGGCUAAUGGUACAUGUACGUGUAGUUGCGAUUGACAAACCAGGCUGAAGAUCUUUUUUGUCACUGUGCAGCUGACAAAGUGUUUUUUGAUUAAGGUGGACAGAAGUACCCUUAAAACUGCUUCUUGGAAAGAAAGAUGCUUAGUUUUGUGAUUUUGACAAAAUGGUAAUGUGUAAGAGACUGACUAACUGAGGUUAGUCCAAUGCUACAUUGCCUGAUGUAAAGUUACUUUAGGACAAUAUGUCCACUGAUGUAAAUGUAUAUAGUAUAUCUGCUGUUCCUGGCAAGUUCUGCUCAGCAGUUAAGGCUCAUUCCUAAACAGAGAUGAUUAAGUCAGUUGGGGAGGAGAUGUGGAUGCUGGGAAAUGUUUCGGUUUCAGAAUGAGCCUUAUUCCUCCUUGGCAGCCUGUCAUAGCACUGUACAGUUGAACUGCUCAUUCACACUGAUCACAGAUCCACCCUGCUGCCAUACAGUGGCAAGCAACAGUACAUUUUUAAAAGUCCUGACAGGAGGUUUCUGUCAAAGAAAUAACUGUAAAUGCUGCUAAAUCACAAACUGUCCACUCCCAUACCAUCCACACGACUGUCAGGAGAGGAGGAAGCUCACUCCUCACAUAGUUACUGCUCUUUGACCCUUAAGGUCACAGAGGACUCGGCAUGUUUCUCCAUGGCUUGGCAUGUCUCUCUGGUUUGCACUGAUGAUAGAAUGUUUCCACACAAAACCAUGUAUUACACUUGUGCAUUUCCACAGUUCAAAGUGCAUUGACUCACCUGUCUUCCUACAUCUGCAGUGGUAGACUAAGUUUACGAUACUUGGGCAGAUAAAGGUGAAGGGGAGGACGCAGCUUUAAACUAUUGAGAUCCACCCGUUGUCAAUCCUUCUCAGAAAGCCACAUCUACCAGGCUGAUGUCACCCGCAGAAUGGAAAGACAACUUUUACACUACUUGGAGUUAGCUACUAAACCAAACUGUUUGUAUGGAUGGUGGUGGGUCCUUCAACACAGAGACACUGUAGAGACCCAUCAUGGAGUAAAUGCAUGAAAAAGGCUGGGAUUAUUUUUUGGCUUUUGUAAACAAAUUUCAUAAAAAGUCCAAAAUUAGCAAUGUUGUAGUUAGUUAGCCCAUCUCUUUCCCACCCUGUCUGUGGCUUGGUAGCCCCAAAUCCUGCAGUUUCAUGAAACUGCUUAUAAAUGUGUACCUUAUUUUCCCAGUAAGGCUCAGGAAUUGUGUGUAGUGAAAACCUCUCGUACAGGAGGAAAUGGUAAACUUGCUGGGGACUGUUGCUUAACAUGUCUUGUUUAUGGCCUUUUCAUGAAAUGUGUUGACAAUAAGAAUAUAGAACAUCUCCACCCUUAUACUUAGUAAAGGCCAGUAAUAUGAAGUAGUUUAAUGUGAUUUAAUCAAUAUAGUAAUAGGCCACAAAUAUAUAGUAGCAAUUACCAGCUCACUUGAUUUUGUCACAUGAGCCAAGAUCAGUUGGAUCAAUGUGUCUGUUAAAGUGUUGCAGUUAUUCUUGCUCUUUCAACUUGAUGUUGAAACAUUGAUUUUCAUUGCUGAUCGACAAUGUUAGUUUUGGUAGUGUAGUUUCAUAAUUUUGGAGAGCUUGGAAAGGACAGACAGAGAAAAGAAAAGUCUUUCAUAUGGAGGAAGCUCUUAAACCAAAAAAGAUCAGCUUGAUAGCAUCAUCAGCAGUAGUUCCUGUGACAUUGCAACUGCAUUUAAUUUGUAAUAUCAAGGGAGUUUCCCUUUACAUUUUACUUCAGUUUUACAACAUGGGCUCCGCAUAUGUGAGCUGUGUUGAAAAAUGGCCACCACCACUGGUGUGUGUAUGGAGAGGGGGUGAGUUCAGAGUCACUUGUUAAAAACAGACUUGUUAAAUACUUGUGCCCUAUUCAGGAAGGUAAAACAUUGCAACCAAGUUGGUGGAGAUGCAUUGUAGACCAGACACCAUUCUCUUUGUGGAGAAUUCUGUCAGCUCUGUUCUUUCCAUUUCUGUCUGUAAUGCAAAAUGAUGCAAACCCCAGAGAACGGCCACACAUGGAUCAGUCUCACUGCAAGCUGUGUCCAGGUCUGCUCUUCUGUCAUGGGAUGUGUUUCCAGGAAGUUAACUUACCACUGGUGAAUAUGAAUCUCCAGGGUAAAUGUUGUAUAAAUUGCAAUUUACUAGAAUGUUCAUAAUAGAUUAUAAGAUAAUAUUAAGGGCAAUGAAUAUUAUAUUGUAUCUUUAUCAAGGUUAUAAAUAAAGUUCCCAUGGAAAAGGUUGAAAACCUGUAUUAUGUGCUUCUUGUGAAUUGGACAUAAAUAAAGAGUAAAUGCAGAAAUGA
This is a messenger RNA of Amphiprion ocellaris (clown anemonefish), 5573 nucleotides long. It is a transcript of the gene map2k4b, whose product is annotated as mitogen-activated protein kinase kinase 4b. Gene Ontology annotation, molecular function: ATP binding; JUN kinase kinase activity. NCBI's taxonomy places the organism in Eukaryota, Metazoa, Chordata, Actinopteri, Pomacentridae. The transcript has 13 exons. The record is from RefSeq and is a predicted model, not a curated record. Gene Ontology annotation, biological process: protein phosphorylation; MAPK cascade. Bases 113 to 1372 code for a protein of 419 amino acids.